AAAACAAAGAAAAAGAAGAGCGAGGCUGUGGAAACAACAGUUGGGGCGAGCCCUGGUAUUUGUGGCUCAAGUCAUGCGUUCGAUAGUUCGUACACAUAAAUCUUGUCUAUUAAAAAAUGUGAACUUUUGAAUCCUUACGACCAAGGCGCUCCUACGGUUAUAGGUAUGGGCCGUGUUCAUCCUAGUCCUGAGAGGAUUAUUCAUAACGGCCCAAUGAUAGACGGUUUCGUUAAAGUUCAAAUAGAUAGAGUUGUUGAAGGUUGCGAAGAGAUCCGUCUUUUGCCUGAGUCAUGUAUUCCCGGCGCCGUAGAAUUUUUGGAAGACGCAAAAGGAAGUUUUAUUCAGUGGCCCGCAAAAUCAAUAAAGAUUUUAAACAAAGGUGUUUCCCAAAUUGUAGAACCGUCCCACCAUUCUAUGAGUACACUUUAUAGGCCACAGUUUGAUGCAACAUCUGCUCACCAACAACAAACGAUCCCAAAUGAAAGAAACCAGUAUCAAAUUUACUCGAAUGCAUUACAAGACGAGGAUGCUUUUAAUCAGCUGUUCGCUGAUAAGCAGUUUUCUCAGAAUACAACAGAGCAUGUUUCUUUUUCUAAACCUGAUGAGCCCGUUCGUGCUUGUAAACGUACUGAGCCUGUUGUUGCAUCUAACCCUUUAAAAGAAAAAACAAAAGUAUCAAAAGAAAAAACAAAAGUGUUAAAUCUUUUAGAAAAGGCGAGGGCAAGGCCUCAAAGCAUAUAUGAAUUAGCGCAACAACUGGCGAUUCAAUCUGAUAAAGCCUUGUCUAUAGUUUUUACUUCGCCGACAGGGAUGUAUGAGGAACGUAUUGAAGAGACAGUUGAAUUUGAGGCAGUUAUACAGUUAUGUGUCAACGACUGGAUAGAUGCUUGCUUUGUGCAUUGGUUUACAAUGUACUUAUAUGCAACUCGGGGACAAGAGGGUUUAAAUAAUACCGCAUACUUUCAUCCCCGUUAUAUUGAGGGUGGUCUUGUCUCAGACGAUGUUGAAUUUGUGAUCGACCACAUCAGAAAUGUCAUCUCGUUUCAUAAGGACAAACAAUGGUUUAUGGCACCGCAUAUAGCCGGCAAACAUUGGAUAUUGGUUGUACUUCAACAUCAUCCUAUAUAUAAUACUUGGAUGGGUUACCUCUUUGAUUCAAACAAAAGUUUAAAGAAGCCUCCAGAUUACAGGAUUACACAUGUAUUUGAAAAGGCCAUAAAAGAGAAAAUAACUUGGGAUAAGAUUGAUUGUCGUCUACAACCUAACGGAUGGGAGUGCGGUUAUUGUGUCAUGAUGGCCAUGUAUGAUUUUGUGAUUUGCAACAGAGAACACAUGCUGGUAAAUAAAACUAGAAUGGUUCGUCAAAGUGAAAUUAACGAAUUUGUAGAGCGUACUUUAAAGGUGUUCAUAUCGUCUUUUCGUCAUGGCGAGGAGCAUGAAUGAAGUGUCAAAGGAAUUCUAGCUAGCCGGUGGUCGAGGGGGCUUGUGGUUAUCUUGGAUGAUAAAAGGAUAGAAGUAACUCUAAGGAGGUUUUUGAUGCUGGUUUCUGUUUUUCUUAAACUGAAUAUGCUUGGAUGUUUUUUUUACUAUGUUUAAAUGAUUACUUUAGACAAUGGGUCAAAAUGGAUGAUUCGGCUA
Molecule: messenger RNA, 1638 nt
Organism: Helianthus annuus (common sunflower)
Lineage: Eukaryota; Viridiplantae; Streptophyta; Magnoliopsida; Asterales; Asteraceae
Exons: 10
Coding region: 166-1443 (425 amino acids)
Source: RefSeq, a predicted model, not a curated record